AUGGAGUCGAAAAAUCUCUGCGGAUACGAGAAUUUGGACAUCGAUGGUAAUAAUACCGUACAUAAUUUAUGAAAUCAACCUUGUUACGUAUGAUUUUCUAGUCGGCGUAGCCUGCUGGGCACUGGGUGUUUUAUUGGUUUUAUUUUACAUAUUUUAUAAUGGAACAAUGGCAUGUUUAUUGGCGAAGCUGCCGUCUGAGCUUGACUUUUGUUCCCAAUGAUUAGAGGAAAUAUCGUUCGUCUUGAUGUUGUUUCUCAUGUUGUUGAGAAUUCAGCAUUGAUGCAUUUGCGAGUCAUCAUAGCUCAUUGGACCUUUCUAAGAUGUUCAGUUUUUUUCUUUAAUUUCCCACGUUUCUGAAUGCGCCUCCACCAGUUAGUCAUGUCUGUAUCCUCAUUUUGAAGCACUGCCGGAAUGCUUAUUUCAUAUAGUCUUUUGUGGCCUAGCUAGAUAACUCGUCUGAUAUCUCUCCGAUUUCUUCCUUAAGGAAAUUUUGAAGCACUAAUCAGAUGAAUUAUUUAUAACUGUGCAAAUUGAGAAUUUUAUUGAAAAACAAGCGGUCCCUGUCUGUCAUUUGUUAUCAUAGAAGGUAUCUUCGGAACCAAUUAAUGCUUUAGCGCGCUAUUUCUGAUGUGUGUAUGCUUCUUGACCACUGAGUUAUAAAGAUGGAGAAAUCUUCCGGAGCAUAGACGGUCUAAAAGAUUGGAUAGAUCAAAUUAUGCAAGCAUCUGUCAGUAGACGACUUUCUGGCGUAGUGAAAAGCGUAGCACUUAUAGUUCGAUUGAUAUAUUUUAGAUUCCUUAUUAUUUGAAUAAUGUGAAAAGCGUGUGGAUCGUUUAUGUGAUUAAUAACUGUGGCGAUUGAAAAUGCAGUCUGAGAAGACUGACGUCUCGGUUUGGUUUUAGUACGAUGUAAAUUAUCUGGAUAAACUCAUAAGGGUCGGUAUAUCUUUUUGUCUCAUGUCUGUAAUUAUAAAGAUUAAGAGGAUCCUCCUGGAGAGUACAUAUUAAUAGGGACCAAAUGAGAAAAUUAUGGAGUAGGUGAUGAUACAAGUGCUGAAAUAUCCUAAAUUUUAUGCUUAUUGUGUAGAUAUUGACAAUGUUUGAAGAAAUCAGAAGUUGCAUAAAAAUUAUGUUUUUAUUGGGAUUUUUUUUUCUUCUUUCAGUUUCGCUGAUCGUAGAGUGAAAUGUUGCUAUUUUCGUUGUCUAGGAACUUUUAUUUCCGACAUAGAGAGGCAGAAAACUCUCCCUUCCGUCAUCGUGAUUGGGGGAGGGAUUUCAGGAAUAGCAGCUGCUCGUGCUCUACAAAAUUCUGCUUUUAAGGUGAAUGAUCAAUCUUAAGUUGGUGCAAAAUUAGUAACCUUCAUUCGGAAAUAAGAUGUGUUGUAUUAUUCCAGUAUCUUUGACCUCAAUCAUUUUCUUCGAAGUGGUAAAUAUUUAUUUUAUUAUUCUUUCAUUUCAGGUCAUACUGUUGGAAUCACGGAAUCGGCUUGGCGGUCGCGUCCAUACUGAUUAUAGUUUUGGGUGUCCUGUUGACAUGGGAGCAUCAUGGAAAGUUCAUUUUCUUUCCACUUUGCAGUUUAUGUUGACAUCAUCACUUCCCUUUUUCGUCUUUCUGCGGGCCUAACAGCUUUUAUCUCUUCUCACUUCACUGCAGGCUUCAUGGUGUUUGCAAUGAAAACUCCUUGGCUCCACUGAUUCGCUAUCUGGGCCUCAGAUUAUACCGCACCAGUGGUGACAACUCUAUAUUGUACGAUCAUGAUUUGGACUGGUAUUUUCUGUCCUAACCCAGAUUUAUGUCUUAUGCCCAGUUUUAGCUCUGCUUUUGUGUCAGAUUUUCCAUUAACAGUUUGGUUACUCAUCCAUUUCUGAAUAAUUCAUAAUUUUAGACCAUUAUACGUGCAAGCCCUGAAGUCCAAGCAAGAGAAUGACUGGUGUUCUGUUUUAUGGUGGAGAAACUUUUACUGCCGUCACCAGUUCACCCCUUCCUGGAACUCUUUAACCUUCAAUAAACGCCUACAUCAGAAUUCGGCGUCUCCUGGUUAUGUUAACACAGCACACGUUUUUCUCAUCUGAAAGAACCCUGUGGGUAUCAAUCACAAACUCCACAUUCAUUGAUGAGCCUAUAUUCAUUGAUCAUCUUCACGGGACAUAGAAUUGGCAAGAUGACAGUUGUAGACUUACACAAGCCACUUUGCAACCGAUAAAUUUAAUUUUACGACAAAUAGAGUUCAUAAUUCAAUACCAUGUUCUUAUUGCCUUUUUUGUUAGUCUCCCCCCGUGUUCAUUUGGUCUUUCAAUUUUUUCCUAAUGAAAAUUGUCCCAUUGAACAUUUUUCUGCAGUUGUGCACUCUUUGAUGUGGACGGACUACAAGUUCCUCAACAGUUAGUGGUUGAAGUCGGUGAAACGUUCAAAAGGAUUCUGAAAGAAGUACGUAAAAGUUUCCUCAAACAGCGGAGUUAUUCCAAUUUAUUUUAGUGCUAUUUUGUUGAUUUUCUUUUAAUGGAUCAGACAGAGAACGUUAGAAAUGAACGUAAUGAAGAUAUGUCUAUUCACCAAGCCAUGUCAAUUGUCUUGGAGAGGCAUCCAAACUUAAGGUGCAGGAUUAUAUGAAUACACUUCUCUUGGUAUUAUUUUGAGAUAUGAAUGGAGAUUAUACGUUAUAUAGCUGACAUCGUUUAUGGUUACAGACAAGAAGGAUUGGCAUAUGAAGUAUUGCAGUGGUACAUAUGCAGAAUGGAGGCAUGGUUUGCAGCAGAUGCGGACGCAAUUUCUCUGAAAAACUGGGACCAGGCAAGGAAUCACACAAACGAAGUUCCUUUAUCAAUGCGUCUAUCCUUAAGAAUCAUGCGUAGUAUAUCUAUCGUACAUGUUUCGUUGUAGCCAAGAAUUGAUGAAGAGGCUUUCUCCGGGAACUACACAUUCAGGGGCAAAAAUUGAAACGUGGAAGCUUCUUUUAUCGUUUGGUGUCAUUGCCUGACGCCCGAUCUUUUGCAACUCAGGAACUUGUCCUCUCUGGUGGCCACGGACUCAUGGUCCAAGGAUACCACCCGCUGAUUCAAGCGCUCUCAAAGGACCUUGACAUACGCUUGAACUGCAGGUAUGCUCAACCCCCCAUCUUCAUUUCGAAGAUCUCACCAUCUAAGAGUUGUCUAGAGUGUUCCAUGCUCUUUCUCUCAUUCCGUAGUUAAGAGACCAUCCAUUUCUGCCUCGUCCAUAGUUGAUUUUGAACGCACUUGACCUCUUUUUUCACGCGCCGCUGAGUAAAACAGGCAUCGUCCUAUGUGGGUUUUGUGAGGAAGGCUAGAACUACGCCUAUUAGUUGUUAAAAUGUUCCCUGGAAAUCAUACAAUUGAAGGAUUUUGAAUGUUUCUUCCAAUGAGAUUCAUUUCCAUGCGUCACAGUGACAUGCUCAAGACGGUAAGGGUUUUAAAGAAGAGAAAUUUUUGCUACUGUUGACUGUUUAAGGGGGCAUUCGAUCAUGUUGGCGCAAUCGGAAUUUUAUUUAUUUAUUUUUAUGCGUGGGGAGGGAGCCAUUAUCGUUCAAAUUCUUUCAACCAUUUCCGCGAUUUCAAUGAGAGGCGUCUCGAUCUGCAGGGUCAGACGCAUUGUCCGGCGCUGUAACCAGGUCCUGCUCACUGUUGAAGGCGGGGAGAUCUUCGUCGCCGAUGCCGUCAUUAUCACCGUUCCGCUGGGGGUCCUGAAAGCCAACUCGAUCAGGUUCGAACCGGAGCUGCCGGAGUGGAAGCGCUCGGCCAUCUCGGACAUCGGAGUCGGGAACGAGAACAAGAUCGCUCUCCGCUUCAGCACUGUCUUCUGGCCCAACGUCGAGUUCCUCGGCGUCGUCGCCCCAACUUCCCACGCCUGCGGCUACUUCCUCAACCUCCACAAGGCCAGCGGGCACCCAGUCCUCGUCUUCAUGGCCGCCGGAACCCUCGCCGGCGACAUGGAGAAGCUCUCCGACGACGAAGCGGCCCACUUCGCGAUGCUCCACCUGAAGAAGAUGUUCGCCGACGCCGCCGAUCCGGUAAGCCGACGUGCACUCUCCACCAGUCAGCGAUGGCCCAAUCCCAAAGCCGACUAACCUUUUCUCCUGCCCGUGCAGGUCCAGUACUUGGUCUCGCGCUGGGGCAGCGACCCCGAUUCGCUCGGUUGCUACUCCUGUGACUUGGUGGGGAAGCCAGAGGGCCUGUACGAGAGGUACAGGGCGCCAGUGGAGAACCUCUUCUUCGCCGGCGAGGCGGCGAGCGUGGACCACUCGGGCUCCGUCCACGGCGCUUACUCCGCCGGUGUCUUCGCCGCCGAGGCGUGCGGAAGGUAUCUCUCGACGCUGCAUGGCAGCGCAGAUCUCCUCCAGAUCGCCUGCAGGGAGGAGGCCGCCGAAGCCAUGGUUCCACUUCAGAUCUCCAGGAUGUAA
This is a messenger RNA of Spirodela intermedia, 4414 nucleotides long. NCBI's taxonomy places the organism in Eukaryota, Viridiplantae, Streptophyta, Magnoliopsida, Alismatales, Araceae. The record is from the annotation of a GenBank genome assembly.